GCUUUGCUAUGCUAUGCUAUGCUAUGCUAUGCUAUGCUAUGCUAUGCUAUGCUAUGCUAUGCUAUGCUAUGCUAUGCUAUGCUAUGUUGUUAUGUUGAGUAGGUAGACACCCAAACGGGUAGAUCUUGAUUGGAAGAAAAUCUACAGAAACAGUUCCGUUUUGGUAUAUUUACAAGCUUAAGGUUCUAAAAAACCCCAAUUGCAGCACUGGAGAGUUAUCGGCUUAUAUAAGAAGAUUAAAGAAACUUCUUUGGUGAAUGAAAAAGCAACGGCAAAACAUUUGCAUAAUACGCCACAAAUUAGCUUGAGGUUUGCAUCACAUUAGCCCCUUCCCACGUCCCAGUAUCAUUUCACACGGCCCACCAGUGCUGCAGGUCAGUACUUUCAAAAGGCUUCAAAAUUAUAUUUUGACAAUACGGUUCCGUAGCCCACAGAUGUCACUUCAAUGAAACGUCUGAAUAGCUAUCAAGCUAUUAAAAUUAAUGUCAAAUAGUCGAUUCUUGUUUUUGUCAGCUUCAAUUCAGUGCGGAUGGGAGGGCAGGUGACUACCACAACGUAUUUUCAAAUUGUUGCGGCUUUCAGCGACUUAUGGACAUGAUGAGUGCAGGCAUGGAUUUUAAGAGCUUGACUCUCGCUUUAAUCACACAAUCAAUGCUUCAGUUCUGUAUAUCCAGAAGCGAAGGCUAUAUUCUUCGACAACAGUGUCAACAUACAGCAAACUUCAGCAUAGAAAGGUCAAAUGAGGUCAUGCCAGGGUCCGUUAUAGAUACAAUCAUGUUUACUACAAUGCAAGAAUGCAAAGCACGUUGUAUGUUCAUUGAUGCAUGCAAAUCGAUAAAUUACCAAAUGAUCGGAGACAAUAUAUGCGAACUCAACAACAGGACAACUGAAGAUGUUCGCUAUAAAGUGGUGCUGGAGAAGAAAAUGGACUGGGUGUAUGCAACAACAGAUUACAAUCAAACAAAGGUAGGAGACAUAUGCCGGAAGAGCAACCCAUGCGGAGAGAAUGUUUUAUGCAUGGAUACUUGUACAUGCCCUGGUUACAGAUGCUACAACUGUGCACCACACGAAAUCGGUAUGGAUUGUCAUCAGCCGUGGAAAGACUGCGAUGAUGUGAAGAGAGAUGGACAUACAGAGAGCGGCAUUUAUGUCAUCAACCCAACAUCCACCUCUAACAACGCAUUCUCAGUUUACUGCGACUUUAAGACAGACCAAAAUGCUUGGAUAGUGUUUCAACGGAGAGUAGACGGCAGAGAGAGUUUUGAACGGGGCUGGAAAGAGUACGAAGAAGGCUUUGGUUCGUUAUACGGAAGCUUCUGGCUUGGUCUGCAGAAGUUAUUCUAUCUAACAAGACGGACUGCGUUACUGCGAAUUGAACUUAUGAGCUUGACAAGCAGUGAAAAGAAAUUUGCAGAGUACGCCACUUUUGCAGUGAAUGACAAGAGCGAUUAUUACAGGUUAUCCGUAGGAAGCUUCAGCGAGAAGAGCACAGUUGCGAAUAGUUUAACGUACACAGGAACACACAAUUUAAAUGGGAUGAAAUUCUCAACAUUCGACAGUGACAAUGACGGUUUUCCAGACAAAAAUUGUGCCUCACUCUUCAAAGGAGGAUGGUGGCACAAUAUGUGCUUCAUUGCUAACCUAAAUGGGUUGUAUGGUAAUGUUAGUGCAGGAAACUAUGAGUAUGCAAAAUAUAUGACUUGGUAUGGGAUAUGCGAAUGCUUCGGGGGUAUCACGUUUUCAGAGAUGAAGAUUAGAUACGUUUAGGGCUUGCACAUGAGGGUAGCUUACUUUCUGGACAGCACACAAGCCAAAUCACCAAUGCACAAAGACACAUUCACCACGACUCGGUGAAUUACUUUGAAGAGAUAUCUGGCAAUCAAUAAUAUGUUUUUGGAGUAGCUGUUUUUGAGUAGCUGUUAUUAGAUCUAUAAGCUAUAAUCCAAAUGCGGGACAGACAAAAAGCACCAAAAAACCUUGUAAAAAACUAAAAAGCAGACGCAAAGCGCUGGGUGCUUGCAGAAUAACAAAGACUGGAAGUCAUAAAUAUACAUUCUUAUUUCGAGCGCAUAUCUUAUUCUCUUCCUUUAUAAUCUCUGAUAAAAGGGAAGAUGGAAUACACAGGGUUUGUGGUAAAACUCUUCAAAAACAAACAAAUAGGGUGCUGGAAUAAAUGAGGGCGUUUGGAAACAGGGUUGUGCGUAGAAAAUCUUACAGUUUUCGAUACAAAGUAACCUUUUAAAUCAUCUAUGUGUGUCUAAGAGAAUGAGAAAUGUUCUUUUUCAUUAAAACAAGCUCUGGUAAUUUCCUCAAUCCUCUGCUCAACAUUUCUCACAUCGUUUAACGCAGACAAGAAACCCUUAAGCCUCAAAAUGAGGCAGAACAGAACACUUGUCUCGUUUCUCUGCUAGAAAAUGAUGAUUCGGUAAAUAUUCAUGUAAAACACCUGCGAAAUCUAAUGAUUGAAAUGUUUAAAACAAAGGGAAAUAUCAACCCUCCUUUUAUGAGGGAGAUUUUCUGCGAGCGUCAUGCUGUUUAUAAUUUGCGAAAUAAUAAUGAAUUCAUGGUACCAAGGGUAAGAACAUUUAUGGACCAUUUAUGGAAUCGAAACUAUCAAAUAUAGAGGGCAGCGUCUUUGGCUCUCUUUACCUCAGUACAUAAGGAAUGCUCAAUCUAUUAAUGAGUUUAAGAAAGAAACUAAAAGCUGAAAUGGCACCGACUGUACAUGCAAAAUAUGUAGGAUGUUCGUGCCACAGCUUGGUUUUUUGUAAAUCUAUCGUUUUAAAUAGCUCAGAUUUUUAUAGUACUACCCACUAAAUUCUGUUUUUAAUGGAAUAUUAUGUACUUAAAAUUUUAUGUAUUUAAUCUCGUAUGCAUUUGAUUGAUUUAGUAGUUUUAACAGUUGGCUUGGAUAAGCUCAUUUCACUGUAAAUAGCUAUGUAGCGCCAACUUUAAAUAAAUUGACUAUUAUCAUUAUUAUUUUUAUUAUUAUCAUUAUUAUUAUUAUUAUUAUUACAAAUCUGUCAUAUUUGUAAAUCUCUCCAUCAGCUCUCUUGGCAUCUUCGGCGACUCAUGCAGCUCAUUCCUUGAAAUGUGUCACUCUCUUUCCAUCGAUGAUCAACACAAACGAUAUCUCAUUUCUAAGCUUUCUACGAUAUCCAUUCGUACCACCUAUUACUUUUUUUGCUGUAGGAACAAAACAUGGACUAACCCAGAGCUACUCCCCUUUUAACGUUUUUUUUUCUUUUCUCUUUACUACGAUUGUAAUAGUCUUAUUUUGUAAAAACAGGCUAGCCAGUUACAAAUUACCUUGUAAUAGUGAGAUUUGUAAUUGUAGCUUUAACUGGAAUUCAAAAUGAAAAGUUUCCAUUAUUAUUCUGUCUAUGAUUUGUGCCGUGGCUUCAAAAACGGGGUAUAUGUUUAUUGCUUCAUUAUUGCACACAAGAGAGGUUGAACAAUUAUCAUUAUACGCUUACGUUUAUCAUAAGAGGUUGAACAGUCUAGCGCCAGGUAAAUGAUUAUAGAUUAAAUGAUUGUGAAGUCAUACAAAAGGUUUUUAGACCUUUUGGCUAUUAACCAUGUCUGGACGAGCACCAUGAUACGCAUUUGUGCAAAGUCACUUUAAUCUGUCACGAAUUGUCUGAGAUAUAAACCAGCAGCAAGAACGUCAAAACAUUCAUUAAGAGUUUUUGAACAACUUUAGUCGUAGAGUCAUCGUAGCAUUGCAAGAUGUUCAUGGCCUAAAAGAGCCUUAUAUCUGCGUGGCUUAUGGGUUGAAUCCAAAUCAUAACAAUCAGGAUGAAAAUUCUGCCGGGUUUUUUUAAAAACAAUAUUGUAGAUGGGUCCGAGCUUAUUGUGUUUGAAAUAAAUUUAAUCACAUUCACAAAGCAUUCUUUGAUGGAAAUUUCAAAUUUCAAGUAAGCGACUGCGAAACUUCUGAACUUUUCUAAAAUUAGCUUUGCAAUGACACUAGCAGCUUAUAUUUUAAUUUGUAUGACUGAUAUUAGCGAGUUAAAAAUCGCAAAGAAAGGUUCGGUAGUAGAAUCUUUCUAAGAUCCCAUGAAAAAUGUCUUUUUUGGUUGGCUAUGACUAAACUCACGGCAAAAAAUCAGGGAUCUUUAAGGAGUACCACAAGAACGACGUAGUUUAUGGCUGCAAUUAAAGUUAAAAAGCAAAAAUGAAUCUUUCAGUUGUUUCACGUAUGGAAUAAGGCUUAUAUCUGUGAAAUUUUAAUGCUCCAGAUCUUCCUGUGGGCCCCCAGAAAGAGAAAAGAAAGGUGUGAGGGACCUUGAGACGAUAAGCUAUUUGAGACUAUAAUAGCUUGGGAAAAAAGCCAAAAAACUAUACACAUCAAAUUAAAUUUCCAUUCCAUUGU
Molecule: messenger RNA, 4375 nt
Organism: Rhopilema esculentum
Lineage: Eukaryota; Metazoa; Cnidaria; Scyphozoa; Rhizostomeae; Rhizostomatidae
Product: microfibril-associated glycoprotein 4
Source: RefSeq, a predicted model, not a curated record